Molecule: messenger RNA, 939 nt
Organism: Limanda limanda (common dab)
Lineage: Eukaryota; Metazoa; Chordata; Actinopteri; Pleuronectiformes; Pleuronectidae
Product: dentin sialophosphoprotein-like
Exons: 3
Coding region: 93-605 (170 amino acids)
Source: RefSeq, a predicted model, not a curated record
CAGAAAGUGAUCACCGCUGCAGAGUCUCAUUGUUUUAAACCGGAUUUAAAAGACUUUUCAAAGCAUAAAAUAUCAGAUCUGCUGGAGGAAAGAUGAAGCUUCUGACAUCCGCCCUCCUCCUCAUCAUUCUUACAACCACCUCAGCCAGGCCGAUCCACUCGGACGCUGACAUCGCCGACAGGGACCUGGAGCAGGGAUGGCUGAGCGAGAACAUUCGUCGGUUCCAGCGCUCGUCUGGAUCUUCUGCCCAAGAUUCCUCUGAUUCCUCUGAUUCCUCCGAUUCCUCCGAUUCCUCCGAUUCCUCCGAUUCCUCUGAUUCCUCCGAUUCCUCCGAUUCCUCUGAUUCCUCCGAGUCAAGCGAGUCUUCAGAGGAAGUUCUUGUCACAGAUUCGACCAGCCCACCUAUGACGAGUAAUGCUGCCAUGACGACCAUGACGGAAGGAGAAGAGCUCCUCACCAAACCAGGCAUGAUGACCACGGAUGACCCGACGGCGACUGAAGGCUCGACGGACGCCACGCCCUUUGCCCCGUCCACCAAUGCAACAGGUUUUACCGAGACGAUUCCAACAUUCGCUCCCAUCACCGAUAACAGAGGAGACAACUAAGCACCUGACACAUUCGUUAAACCACAAGUCAACACAUUAGAGCUUUGUCUACACAUGUUAUUUGUCUUUGUGGAUCUGUGUUUGGACUCAUCGCGUUUAUGAACUUGUUGUUUUCUUCACGCUUGGAUUUGUGUAUCUUUGGUUUAUUACUUCCUGUUUUUAUUUGUUGGUACUUCCUGUCUUUGUCUGCCCUGCAUUGAGUAGUUUAACGUGUGUUUUCUUGUGUCAGUUAUUCUCAUCAUUCUCUUCUGGGACUGUACCUUGUGUUUAUUUAUCACGUGUUUGAGCUGCAACAAACCUGUCAGUCAAAUUAAAGAUGGUUUAUUGGAACUGU